Zingiber officinale is the source of this 875-nucleotide messenger RNA. RefSeq names its product universal stress protein PHOS32-like. NCBI's taxonomy places the organism in Eukaryota, Viridiplantae, Streptophyta, Magnoliopsida, Zingiberales, Zingiberaceae. The transcript is spliced from 4 exons. The coding region runs from base 104 to 598 and encodes 164 amino acids. The record is from RefSeq and is a predicted model, not a curated record.
UCUCUCUCUCCAGAGUUCGAUCUUGUCUUCAUCCUCAUCAGAAUAAUCCUCCAUUCUCCUUCCUCCUCCUGCUUCUUCAAUCGCGAAGCGAGAAGAUCGGGCGAUGGCUGCGGAUCGGAGGGUGGGUGUGGCAGUGGACUUUUCGCCAUGCAGCAAAGCGGCGCUCCGCUGGGCCGUGGAGAACAUGGUGAGGGACGGCGACCACCUCAUCCUCGUCAAUGUCCAGAAGGAGGGACACUACGAGGAGGGCGAGAUGCAGCUCUGGGAGACCACCGGAUCACCAUUUAUCCCCCUCACAGAGUUAUCUGAUCCUGGUAUUGUAAAGAAAUAUGGUGUGAAGCCAGAUGCUGAAACUUUGGACAUACUCAACACUGUAGCCCGGCAAAAGGAGGUCGUUGUUCUGUUGAAGAUCUACUGGGGAGAUGCCCACGAAAAGAUAUGUGAAGCUAUUGAUAACAUCCCCCUCAGCUGCUUGAUCAUUGGGAAUAGAGGGCUUGGGAAGCUCAAGAGGGUGCUUCUGGGCAGUGUGAGCAGCCACGUGGUGAACAAUGGAACUUGCCCUGUUACAGUUGUUAAGAACUUUGAUCAUGGAAGUUAAGUUCAUCUGCUUGCUUAAUUCUGCUAGAAAAGACUCAUUUCUCAUCAUCUCUCUGAUGGAGUUUGUGAUCAGUGACCCUCCUUUUCCUUGAAUAAGAAACUCGGCUCGUUAGCCAAUGCUUUAAAUUGCUCGAUGAGCUUGGACUUGUCAUUUAUAUUUUAUGCUUUGAAUUGAUCAUAUAUGAUCAAUGUGCAUUGUGAUUGUGUGUAACAACAAUAUUUGAAGUGUCUGACUUAUGGCCUUGAAAAAUAUGAUCAGUUCAUUUCUUUUGUAGUAA